CGGAAUUUAUAUGGCUUUACCAGCGAAGAUUGGCAUUACAGCUAGCUCUACACACAUUUCUUGGGGAAUGCCAAUGCAGGUUAGGGGGGUCCAAUAGCUAGAAGACUGACUUUGAUUAUUGUGGAUCAAAUAUUAAGAUCACAGCAGUAUGGGAGACUGGGAGUUUCUUGAAAAACUGUUGGAUCAGGUGCAAGAGCACUCCACAUCGAUUGGGAAGAUCUGGCUUAUGGUGCUUUUCAUCUUCCGAAUCUUGAUUUUAGGUCUGGCGGGGGAGUCUGUUUGGGGAGAUGAACAGUCUGAUUUUACCUGUAAUACAGAACAGCCUGGAUGCACCAAUGUUUGCUAUGACAAAGCCUUCCCCAUAUCUCAUGUUCGUUAUUGGGUACUUCAGUUUCUAUUUGUCAGUACACCCACAUUGUUCUACUUGGGCCAUAUAAUCUAUCUUUCAAGGAAAGAAGAAAAAUUAAAGCAAAAGGAAAGUCAACUGAGGGCUUUGGAUGACAAAGAACAAGUUCAACAGGCUAUAGCUAUUAUAGAAAAGAAAAAACUGAAACUGUAUAUCCAAGAAGAUGGAACAGUCAAGAUCAAAGGAGCCCUAAUGUGUACCUAUCUAACUAGUGUUAUCUUCAAAAGCAUAUUUGAAGCUGGGUUCCUUCUUGGCCAGUGGUACCUUUAUGGGUUUGUUAUGAUUCCAAUUUAUGUCUGUGAAAGAGUACCAUGUCCCCACAAAGUAGACUGUUUUGUAUCCCGGCCCAUGGAAAAAACUAUUUUCAUAGUUUUCAUGUUAGUGGUGUCUCUCAUAUCAUUAUUUCUCAAUAUACUGGAGCUUAUUCAUCUAAUUUGUAAGAGCAUGAUCAAUACCUUGAAGAAAUAUUCACCAUACAACCCUGCCAACCGAUAUACCAAGAAUGAAGAUGCAUAUCCAGAAAAGACAUCAGAAACGGCCACAGCACCAUUCCAAGACAAAACCUAUAUUUACCUUCCCAUGAAUGAGAAUAUCUCAUACCCACAGUACAAGAUGCCAAAUGAGCAGAAUUGGGCAAACUUUAACACAGAGCAGCAGCUAGCACUAAAUGACCAGUCUGCUCUAGGACAUUACAGCCUCAGUGCCUUCAUGCCUGUAUCUCCAAAAACUCAUUCAACAGUGGAAAAGCCCACCACCAGAGCCAGUAGUUCUGCUUCCAAGAAGCAAUAUGUUUGAGGCAGCUGUUUGCACUAUUUAUUUUCUCAGUCUAAAUAUGGGGCAGGUUUUCUAUUGAACCUUUCUUCAUUUACAGGUUGCUUAUAAGUUGUAAUUUAUAUUCAGUGAUUAAAAAAAAGGACCAGCUACA
Xenopus laevis (African clawed frog) is the source of this 1331-nucleotide messenger RNA. It is a transcript of the gene gja4.S, whose product is annotated as gap junction protein alpha 4 S homeolog. Lineage: Eukaryota; Metazoa; Chordata; Amphibia; Anura; Pipidae. Gene Ontology annotation, molecular function: gap junction channel activity. The record is from RefSeq and is marked provisional. Gene Ontology annotation, cellular component: plasma membrane; gap junction; connexin complex. Gene Ontology annotation, biological process: transmembrane transport; cell communication; cell-cell signaling.